GUUUAGGUGGUUACAACAAUUCACUAACUUGAGCUUGAACGGUUUUUAUCAUGUCUUUCCUUGACAAAGUCUUAGACUACGCAGAGCGACUCCCAGAGGGCAUUGAAAGGACAAGAGAUCAGAUCAUUGGAAUCAUCAAUCCUGAUAGACGUCACGAUAAACCAGAGGAGAAACUAGACGAUGAGAUUCGAGCCCAGAUCAAUGCCAGUCAUCGUUUUGAUAGCUUCGCGGAUCAGAGGUUGGACAAUUCUAUCAAAUGGCAUAUUGAUGGUCAUGACUAUAUGUAUGCAUUGUCUGAGAUACUCGACAGUGCAAAAGAAUGUAUCUUUAUAUUGGACUGGUGGCUCACACCCGAGUUAUACCUUCGACGACCACCCGCAGAUCAUCCGGAAUGGAGACUCGACCGAUUGCUUCAACGCAAGGCUCGACAAGGAGUAAGAAUAUAUGUUGUUGUCUAUAAAGAGGUCACUCAAACCAUGUCCAUGAACUCGAAGCACACAAAGGCCGCGUUAGAGGCCUUACACCCCAACAUCGCUUGUAUGCGACACCCUGACCACAUUGGAAGUAAAGAUACCGUAGAAUUCUGGUCUCACCACGAGAAGCUUGUGGUUGUCGACAACCACCGUGGAUGUGUUGGAGGACUUGACAUUUGCUUUGGUCGCUGGGAUACACACAAUCACCCUCUUGCAGAUGUACACCCGACAGAUUGGUCACGCACUCUCUUUCCUGGACAGGAUUAUAACAACGCCCGUGUUCAUAUGACGAUAUGUGGUUCUGUUUGUUUAGAUCUUUCUCAGCAUUUCAUUGAGAGAUGGAACGAGGUGAAACGUAGGAAGGUACGUGUCCAACAUUUCAAACGAAAUAUACAAUCUUACCACUCACUCCACAGCCGAUUUGACUGGCUUGCACUUCCUCAUAACGUGGCGCUUUCUCCAAACGAAGCUGUCGCCAUCCCCAUCGUGAGAAAAUGGCAUCAGAUGGGUCGUCGUUUCAGAACACGCUUCCACCUCGAACAAGAUGACGAAGUUGAGCCGCCUUAUACUCCUCCCCCGCACGGAGCUUGCCGCGUGCAGGCCGUGCGGAGUGUUUGCGACUGGAGUCAGGGUGUGCUUACCGAACACAGCAUUCAAAAUGCUUACAUUCAAUUGAUCAACGAGGCUAAUCAUUUCAUCUAUAUUGGUAACAUCUCCAACACACGCGAAGAAGGCCCUGUGAAGAACCAAAUAGCAAAGGCACUUGUCGAGCGGAUCAUUAAAGCAGCCAAGGAUGAUCGAAAGUUCAAGCUCCCUGGCUUCGCCGGAGAUGUCAAGAAUGAUACACAGUACCGUACGAUGAAUCGUGGCGGUCAUAGUAUUAACGAAGAGAUCCGAAAGCUGGUUUUGAGCCGUAAGAUGGACUACAUUCGUUUCUACCACUUACGUUCCUAUGACAGGAUCAAUGCUCCGCAGAAAACGCAAACUCGGGGGUCUCAUUCUACGAAGCCCAGGUCGCUCUUGCGCGGUCAAUGGGAAGGUCCCCGCACCACUACGGGCGACGCUCCCAAGGAAAUGUUAUUCAAAGUACCUCAGCCUGCGCAGGAAGGAAUGGUUUUGAGCGAGACCAAGAUGAAGCCGGUGAAGAAAGGUUCAGAUGACAUCAGAGGCGACGAAGGAUGUAUCCGAUACCGUAUCGCAGCACAGACUGCUGGACCGAACACGCUGAGUGAUGAGAUUUGGUAUGGUUCUGAGGCAGAGGAACGGGAUGCGUAUGUCUAUUGUUGCAUCUCACUGGGAGAUGGCGAUUCUGAAAUCGCGCUUGUUGUCGAAGACGGUGACAUGCGUCGCAAGCUCUUCCGAGAGCACCUUGGCCUUAUCGAGCCUCAGAACGUCUUGCAUUCCACUGAGAAGGUCACCUCGUUCAUGCGAUAUCGGGAUGCGGAAGACACUGCCGUAGCGGAUCCGCUUGCAGACAGUACCCUGGAACUAUGGAAUCAUACAGCAAGAGUAAAUCGCGAGAUUUUCACGGAGGUCUUCCGCCCUGUGCCCACCAACCUUGUUCGUUCCUGGUCUGCGUACGAGAGCUAUUUGCCAAAGGUUAAGACUGGUCACGUUGUACCAGGAAUACCGCUGCAACGUAUCAAGGAACGCCUUUCUCAGGUCAGGGGUUCAUUGGUCGAGUGCCCUCUGGAUUUCUUGAUCGAUGACAAGGAGUUCGUUGAGGGUGUGGACUGGCUAGGAUUGAAUCCGACUCUUCCGAUUUACAUAUGAUCAAAGUGUCAUCAUAGGACUUGUAUACUGUUAUCUAUGAUUAUGUAUGGUUGUGAAGUUCUGA
Molecule: messenger RNA, 2310 nt
Organism: Suillus discolor
Lineage: Eukaryota; Fungi; Basidiomycota; Agaricomycetes; Boletales; Suillaceae
Exons: 27
Coding region: 51-2246 (731 amino acids)
Biological process (GO): cell motility
Molecular function (GO): catalytic activity
Source: RefSeq, a predicted model, not a curated record